Messenger RNA from Macrobrachium nipponense, 3075 nucleotides. RefSeq lists its product as uncharacterized. The coding region runs from base 161 to 832 and encodes 223 amino acids. The record is from RefSeq and is a predicted model, not a curated record. Lineage: Eukaryota; Metazoa; Arthropoda; Malacostraca; Decapoda; Palaemonidae. The transcript has 5 exons.
AUCCUUCUCUGCAACGAUAAUAAACCCGAAAGAUUAAUGUUAGAGGUGGAUGUUGGUAUUCCUGUUUCGAUUUUAAUGGCGUUCCCUUUUGUUUACUUUUGGAUUAACCUCUUAUCUUCAUUUCGCCCUCUUAUCUAACCAAGACGCUGAAUUGGUUGAAAUGAAUCAGGCAGAUCAGAUAAAUGAAGAUGUUCAAGGAACUCUGCAGGCUCUUUGCAGUGUUCAAGAUAAAAAGAAGAUCCUGUUAGCUGCGAUUCGCCAGACCCUCUCGGAGUAUUUAGAAAUGAAGCAAGGAGCCCUCAAACAGCGCCUUCAGGAGUACUUCAUUUACAGGAAUAACAAACUGGAAAGUGCUGUGAAUGAAGUCCAGGAUAGUUUGAAGAAUGCUUAUGAAGCUCGUGGAAAGAUUAUCGCUAUUAGAGACCAGUUCAUAGGAGUUUUCAAUGCUUCCACAAAGCCACCUCUUACUUCCCAAGAAGGAGACUUCCUGUGCUGUGGCUAUGGUGACAGCGACUUCAAGAAGAUCUUUAGUGUCACGGAAGAGUGCUUUGGCCAGCUCAACAACAUCCAGGAACACUAUGAUAGUAUUGUGAGUGAAGUGCUUGAGGCCAUACCACAUUUGGUGGACUCGAAGUUACAGGGACUUGAAAUGGCUGUUUAUAAGAGAAACUGCCAGGUACAACAGUGGGCAGACUUGAAGACCCAGGAAAUUCAGGAACACUUGGCCAAGAUUCGUUCUGUGUUGGAAACCAUGGAAACUAUGAAAUGCCGCAUGGAAUCCCUCCUUCAGGUCAUAAAUGGAGACAAGGCAGCAGUUGGAGGAAGCCGAUGAUAAAUUUUGCAUAAAAAAAUGUGAGAGUAAAGUUGUCACAUCAUAAGCUCAGAUAUGAAAUUAAAUUGAAAUGCGGGUAGGUUUGUUGUACCGUGUUGGUAUGAGCAGUUGCCGAAUUAUAUCCCAUGAUGGUAUGUGUGAAAAUUUACAGUAUGUACUAUGAACAUACCCAAAUAUUGUAAAACCACUUGACUGGCAUUAUAAUUUUUUGGUAUGACACAUAGUUUUGAGGUUCACGAGAGACAAACAAGAAGAAUCUUAAAAUUUUUGUUGAAGCUACUUUUCUGUCACAAAUGAACACACUGCAGACAUCAGAUCUCAGACAGCUAGUUGUUGUAAACCAUCAUCCUUUUCAGAUACCUGUUUCUUAUACUCCGAUUCAUUCCAUUUCUUAAUUUUCUUACCUUUUGGUCAAGUCAGUAUACCUCUCAUUUUGUAUAUACAAGAGUAGUAUGGGUAACUUUCAUAAGCAUUCCGUAGAAAUCUAGGAUGUCAUUGCAGUUUUUAAAACUUCAUUAUAAUGAAGUGUUGUGGAGUACUGAGUGUUCAUUGCACAAUGACUUGAUUAUACCAACAGUGGCCUCCAGUUUCUUGUUACAAGCGUUAAAGACUUCAUGGAACUAUUGCCAUGGUCUUGUACUCUUGGCCAAUAGGAUGGUGUAAAGUCUAAUCACAAUCUUUCAUAAGUUAUACCUUUAUGUCUGUGUGGUCCAAGAAGUCUCCAGACUUGAGUUCCUUGCAAGCUGGAAAAUGCAGAAUUGCAAGAUACAACUUGACCUCUAUAGUUACUUUACACAAAUAAGACUUGAUGUUGGCAGGCUUUGAGUUACUGCAUUUAAUUUCAGGCAGGUAAAGGAAUUUUACAAUCUCAUGGAAAUCCAGUGGUAUCUUCAAUAUUUUGAUGAAUUAAUGAUGUUGGCAAUUGUACCUGGAUAGGUGAUCUAUACUGUUCCAAGGAAUUCUGUAAGUGAACCAGUUCAGGCUUUGUUUAGGAUUCUUACUCUUACAAUUGCCUUUUUUUUUUGUAUACACUUACUAACACUGGAAGUUAUGGCUAUCAGGACUGUUUUUCUUCGCUCUGUCACAACUGACUUCAGGGUGAAGAGCCAGGUCCUUGAUAAGUUCCCAGAGGCUGUGAUACUUGUAAAUCCAACCUUGCCAUACAAUUAGGGGACAAGGAAGCUGAGCCUUUGUGCUCCAGGUGAGUCCUUGGGAAUGACCUGAAAAGGAUAAGUCUAUAGAACGAUUUCACAAGGUUGUGUUUAUCAAUACACUACAGGUAAUUUUCUGUCAGUCCAGUCUAUAAAUCAUGUUUUAAUUUCUAGAUGGUUAAUGUUGAAUUGGCAAUAUUCAUCCAUCCAUCUUUGAAGUUUCAUUUAUCACUUCAUGUAAACAUUAAGACAGUAAUCAAUUAGCAAUGUCAAGAUCACAAUCUUUACUUUUUUACUUUUCCCUUUGUAUGUUUUUAGUACUUAAUCCUAGUCUCCACACAUUGUACUACAAACACCAGUCUGGUUCUUAGAAAGUUACAGGGAUUAAAGUGCUCUCUUUCUCAUAUGCCACACUGUAUUUUAUUUUUUGAAAUUUCAGAUGUUUAUUCCUCACCAUAGUAUCAUAUCAACCUUCUAACAAAGUUUAAGGUCUUCAACAUUGCUUUCCCAAGGUGUAGUUUAAUGUAAGUAAAACAUGAGGUCAGUGCACUGUAUUUACUUUGAAAUUGUCAAGUUUGUGUUGAUAUUCCGUGGCUACCAUCCUGCUAUAUUACUGGAAGUAACCUUUCAUUCCUUAUUGCUUCCAAUCACUACUAAUCAGGCCACAGUUCACUGACAGAUAUUUGGAAGAGAAUGUUAUAGAGAUCACAAAACAAAUUAUCUAAGACAUGAAUGAUUAAAAAAUAUAUAAUUUUUGCUGUGAGUGAAAUAAGAGUUUAUCUAAAUUUUUAUAGUUUUGAAUUUUGUGGACUAUGUAAAUUUAGAGGAACUGUACUACAGUGAUUUUAUUUCUGGAAAAGAUUAUUAAGUAGUUUUACAAUGGAUAUAAGGAUUGCAUCUAUUUUGUCUUUGUGCAGUUUAUCAAAAAAGCAAGAAAUUUUUGUUUAGUUGCCUAUAUAUCUUACUAUAGGUUGGCUUUUAUGUUGAUUUUUUUUAAUGUAUGGCCUUCUGUAGCUGAUAUACAUUGACAUGUACUGUAUCAAGUUUUGGUGCCAUUUAUUUUCCUAAUGCUAUAUAAAGGAACAAAAUCAA